GGUUUUUCCCAUUUGCUUAGAUUGUUGAGCAACGGAGCCAUUCGAUUCGUUCACGAUGCUGCCGCAGCAAUAUUGCCUGCGCUGGAAGUACCAUCAUAGCAAUCUGCAGACGAUGUUCUCGCAGCUGCUGGACCGCGGCUGCUUCUGCGAUGUGACGCUCGCCUGCGAGGGCCAAUUGAUAAGGGCCCAUCGUGUGGUGCUCUGUGCGUGCAGCACCUUCUUCGACUCGGUGCUCUCGAACUAUGCCAGCGAACGUGAUCCGAUAAUCAUCAUGAAGGAUGUCACCUUCGCCGAGGUCAAGUGCCUCAUCGAGUUCAUGUACAAGGGCGAGAUCAAUGUGGAGCAUGCCAGCUUGCCCUCGCUGCUGAAGACCGCGGACGAUCUGAAGAUCAAGGGCCUUGCCGAGGUUACCUGGCGCGAUGACGACGAUGGGCCGCCACCACCGAUGCCGGCUGCCGAGUUCCAUUCGCCUCCGCGCAGUCUGGCUGAGAGCUAUGGCCACGAUCUGGUGAAUCAGCAGGCGGCGCAUCUACAGCCACAGCUCUCGCUCGCACACAGCGAUCGGGAACGGGAAAGGGAACGGGAACGUGAACGUGACCGUGAACGUGACCGUGAACGCCAUUCGCCAGCGGGUCUGGAUAAUGUCUUGGGACUGAAUGCCGGCACUCGGCUGCCCGAUUUGACGCCCCUGCCCAGUGCCAGCGCUGGCUUGGACUGCCCAGCGACCGUCUCGGAUCCGUUUCUGGGACCCAAACGCAAACGGGGUCGCCCUCCGCUGGAUGACACAUACGAUGUAUUCAAUGUUCGCAAAUUGGCUCAAUAUGCUGCGAAUUUGGAGCCGGCACAGCGCGCAUAUUUGGAGUCGACGCGUCCCUUUGUUGAGGAAACGCUGCCAGUAGCACAUUCCGCCGCAUUGGCAUCGCCGCCUGCUGCCUGCCCGCCCAAGCAGCGCCAGCGUCUGCGCCAGCAGCAACAGCAACAGCAGCAGCAACAGCAGCAACAACAGUCGACGCCAGCACAAAUGGAGUUGGGGGAGCGCGAAUUGGAGGCAGUGCAGGAUUGGGCCAAAGAGUCAAGCCCCAAGCUAAGCGAUGUGGAGCUAAAGACAGAGCUGGAGGUGAGCAACGAUGCGAGCAGUGUGCAGGCAACAGCAACAACAACAACAACCGCAGCAGCAGCAGCAGCAGCAGGAGCCGCUGCCACUGCGCCGCUCUCCGGCUCCGUCAAGAAGCUGGUGGAGAAGCCGGUCGAGCGACGCGAGCGUCAUGGCAAGCUGCGCCAUGCCACGCGUCGGCUGUACGGCGAGCAUGAAAAGUCCGCCGAGAAGAAGCGCACAGCAGCAGCGGCGAGCGAGUCGCCGGCAGUCGAACAGCUGACGUCGCCCGAGCCGGCUGACCUGAGGGCGAGCGCAGCCGAUGUCGAUGUGGAUGCUGAGGGCGACGCCAACUCAGAGGCGUUGCCAAAGCCCGUCGAGGAGAUCGAGAAUGAGCAUUUGGUGGCAAACCGAGCCGAUUCGCCAGCUCUGCUGCCAGCUGCCGGCUUUGGUGGCAAGUACUUGAUCAACGAUCAUGGCAUGCUGAUGGCACACGAUUUUGCGCCCAAUGCGGUGGCCAGCGCCGCAGUUGCGGCUGCUGCGGCGGCGGCAGCUGUUGCUGUUGCCACGGCGAAUGGCGGCGCCGGUGGUGGUGGCGCUGGCAACAACAACAACAACAGCAGCAGCAGCAACAGCAACAACAACAACAAUGCGUCUGCAAGUGGCAUCGAGCAUGCCGGCGACUUUGCCGAGGUCAAGCUGGAGGAUUACGAUGCAGCCGAACUGCGGCUGACCAACGAGGAGCUAACCCAGUGGCAGGACGUCAUCAAAAUGGAUGACUACUUGGCCAAGGGUCGACGUCCACAGUUCUGGGAGGAGCCAUUCACCAAGCGCGUACUUGAUGCCAUCAAAAACAAAAGACUUGAAAUGAAGAAGGCGGCUCGCAUCUUGGGCGUCUCCUAUGGCACGCUCUACGGGCGCUAUCGCGAGGUCUACGGCUGUCUGAAGCAUCCCUACAGCGGCACCACUUUCCGCAAUUCCGUCGCCUCCUCCGCAGGCAGCCAGCUGUCGGUGCAGCCACGAUUCGAUCUGAGUUUCCGCAGCAGCAACGUUUUACCCACCCAACUGGAGUUGGGCAAGCUGCGGCAAAAGGAUCUCAGUGAGCUCUGGACGCGUCCGCAGAUAUGAAAACCAACGAAGGUGUUGAAAAAUCUCAAACGUCGACCCAGAUUGAUCUGAACUUAGUGUUAAGCACAAUUUCUAUAGGCUAACAUAUUUAUGGUCUAUAUACCCACAACACAAACAAACAAACAAACAAACAACAUUCAACAAAAAGACAGUUAAAUUAAGCGUGAGGCUAGUUUAAAAUAAUCAAAAUUAAAAAAAAAAAAAAAAAAACAAAAAA
This is a messenger RNA of Drosophila navojoa, 2438 nucleotides long. RefSeq lists its product as uncharacterized. Gene Ontology annotation, molecular function: DNA binding; protein binding. Lineage: Eukaryota; Metazoa; Arthropoda; Insecta; Diptera; Drosophilidae. Gene Ontology annotation, cellular component: nucleus. The record is from RefSeq and is a predicted model, not a curated record. Gene Ontology annotation, biological process: regulation of transcription by RNA polymerase II.